Leptinotarsa decemlineata (Colorado potato beetle) is the source of this 622-nucleotide messenger RNA. RefSeq lists its product as uncharacterized. Lineage: Eukaryota; Metazoa; Arthropoda; Insecta; Coleoptera; Chrysomelidae. Gene Ontology annotation, molecular function: heme binding; oxygen binding. The record is from RefSeq and is a predicted model, not a curated record.
AAACAGCUUUCAGCCUGAUAAUGAGCUCAUACAGAACUGACGAUCCAGACCCGCAGCUAGGACUCACCUCUAGGGACAAAUAUCUUCUGAAAAAUUCAUGGGAAACGGUAAUGAAAGACUCGACUGGAAAUGGGAUAAAAUUUUUCAUGAGGUUAUUCGAAAUCCAACCAAAACAUCAGCAAGCCUUCCCCUUCAGAAACAUUUCCAAGAACGACUUACCAACCAACAAAACAUUCCAGGCUCACUGCAACUCUGUCCUGUACAGCAUUAGUUCACUGAUUGGUGUAAUGGAAGAUUCCGCAGUCUUUUCGAGUUUAGCUGCAAAAAUAGGAAUUGCGCAUGCCCCAAGAGGCGUAGAUAUCGAUGCUUUGAAGGACGUCAAAGCGGCCCUAGUUGACACCUUAUCUUUUAUGAAACAGGAAGAAUUGGAAGCCUGGAACAAAUUCCUAGAUGUGAUGGUGAGAGAAGUGUAUAAACCUAUCGAAGAAUACAGAAAAGGAAAACAAUUUUGAAAUGAGUGUGAUACAGCUGGAUAUUCUGGUACAAGGACUAUCCUUUUAUUAAUUAGUUAUAAAGAUGAUAAGUGUUAAAAGACGAAAUAAAUCAUCAUCCCAUCACUUUA